AUGUUCGCCGGCCGCCCGCGAUUCGUCCGCAACGGCAUCCUGUUGAUGGCCGUGAUCCUGACACUAUGGCAUCUCCAGCUAAUACCCCAGCGGCCAUCAUCAGAAUGGACCCGGCAUGAACAUUACAUGAACCACAACGCGUCGUCCAGUCAAUAUCCUGAGCCCAAAUCCAGCUUCAACUGGAGCAGCAUCAAUUUCCGCUAUCCUCCACAUAACUCUACACGGCUGCCAAGUCCGGGCAGGCCUCUUCCCCGGAUCCAGCACCGCUUCGGCGUCGAACAACCAAUAGCCGCCAAAAAGCAGAUGGAAAGGAUGCUCCAGGUGAAGGAGGUCUUUCUGCGAGCAUGGCAAGGAUACAAGAAAUUCGCCUGGAAGCAGGAUGCGCUACUACCCAUCAGCGGCCGCGGAAGGGAGCAGUUCUCGGGCUGGGCGGCGACCCUCGUUGAUUCCCUGGACACGCUUUGGAUCAUGGGCUUACGAGAUGAGUUUGACGAGGCGGUGGCGGCGGUGGCAGAGAUUGACUUUGGAUCUUCGACGAGUAACCGGGUCAACAUCUUUGAGACCAACAUUCGCUAUCUCGGAGGCUUGCUGGCGGCGUAUGAUCUGAGUGGCAGGGAAGUGUUGCUUAAGAAGGCGGUUGAGCUGGGAGACCUCAUAUAUGCCGGAUUCAACACCGAGAACGGCAUGCCUGUCGACUUUCUCAACUUUCACUCAGCCAAGUCGGGAGAGGGGCUGGUCGUUGAAGGCUCCGUCGUAUCAGCAUCACCGGGAACGCUGUCUCUAGAGCUGGCACACUUGUCGCAGGUCACAGGAGACCCAAAAUACUACAGCGCCGUGUCACAGGUGAUGGAUGUGUUUUAUCAGGGCCAGAGCAAGACGAGCGUCCCUGGAGUUUGGCCGAUGAACGUGAAUAUGAUGGCCAAAGAUGUGAUCCACGGCAGCACUUUUACGCUUGGUGGCUGUGCCGACUCUUUGUAUGAGUAUCUCCCCAAGAUGCACCAGCUACUACGAGGUGGCGAGCCCAAGUAUGAGGCCAUGUCCAAGAUGUUUCUGAAGACAGCAGAUCGACACUUUCUAUUCCGUCCAAUGCUGCCAAAGGAAGAUGACAUUCUCAUAUCCGGCAACGUCAACGUCGACGAAAAGGGUAAUCCAGUGCUGGAUCCCGAAACGGAGCAUCUGACUUGUUUCGUAGGGGGAAUGUUUGGCCUGGCAGGCAAGCUCUUCAACAAUGCAGACGACGUCGAAACAGGCGUCAAGCUGACCAACGGCUGCGUCUACGCAUACCGCGCCUUUCCCACUGGUAUGAUGCCCGAGAGAAUCGACCUAGCCCCGCCGGAGUGGAAAAGUCAUCUGCCCAAGGGCUUCACCAGUGCCAAGGACCCGCGAUAUCUUCUUAGGCCGGAAGCCAUCGAGAGUGUCUUUUACUCGUACCGGAUCACAGGGCGGCGAGAGUUCCAAGACGCCGCGUGGGAUAUGUUUACAGCGAUCGCGAAGGGGACGGAAACGGCGUAUGCGAAUGCCGCAGUGCUCGAUGUUACGAUUGAUGGCGGGAAACUGCCUUUGGAGGACUAUAUGGAGAGUUUCUGGCUCGCCGAAACGCUGAAAUACUUUUAUCUCAUAUUUGCGCCGCCGGAUUUUAUCAGCUUGGAUGACUAUGUGUUGAAUACCGAGGCCCAUCCAUUUAAGCUUACGAAAUGA
This is a messenger RNA of Trichoderma virens Gv29-8, 1698 nucleotides long. RefSeq names its product glycoside hydrolase family 47 protein. Gene Ontology annotation, molecular function: calcium ion binding; mannosyl-oligosaccharide 1,2-alpha-mannosidase activity. Gene Ontology annotation, biological process: N-glycan processing; carbohydrate metabolic process. Bases 1 to 1698 code for a protein of 565 amino acids. The record is from RefSeq and is a predicted model, not a curated record. Gene Ontology annotation, cellular component: endoplasmic reticulum; Golgi membrane. NCBI's taxonomy places the organism in Eukaryota, Fungi, Ascomycota, Sordariomycetes, Hypocreales, Hypocreaceae. The transcript has 3 exons.